UUUACAAAGGAAAGAUCUUCUGGAUUAUUUGCCAUGUCUCUGAAACUGUUUCAGAUUUUGGUGUCUGCUCUGGUGUUUACAGCUUCCUUUCCAGGUGUCCUUGGAGCACCUUUUCUGACAGAAGAAUCAGCAAAUCAAUUUAUACGACUUAAACGACAGAUACUAUUUUCUCAGAACUACUGGGACCCAAGCAGCAGCCAGAAUGCAUGGGGACACACUGUGGCUGAACGGGUUAGUAAAUCAUGGAGAGCUAUAAGAGACACAGCACAAUACUACAUGGGCUUGGUUCCUUUUGCCUUUGAUCCUUCGACUGCUAAUGACAAAAUUAGAUCUUACAUGGAUAUGCUACAGCAGUCUGGGACUCACCUCCAGCAACAGACAAGGAUGAGCUGUUAAAUCCUACAUGUCUUGUAUCUGACCAUGUUAGGAAAUGGCAUGUUAGGUAUUUGCUAUUAUGUAUUUGGUAAGAUGACUUUAUCUCAUCCCACUGUUUAAAACCAAAAUGAACAUGCUAAUCCUCUCAAUACUAUAUAUUUUAUAUUCAUAAGUAGAAGUGAGAUGUAAGUCAUGGUAAAUUGAAUAAGAAGUUGAAGAUAAGGCAGCCAUUAACUUUUUGAAGAUUAAUUUUAAAAACCCCUGUGUUUUCAGGUAAAACGUUUUUUGACUAAACAAUUGUUUUUAAAUGUACAUUCCUGCUUCUGUGACUGAAAACCUCAUUUUUAUUUCUCAGUAUUUUAGCUACAUUUUUAAGAGGCAAUGAAGAAACGGAAAUCAGUCACUUUGGGUGGGUAAGAGAAGUAGAGCACAUUUGCUUCAGGUUUGGCUAGUAAGAAGAAUAUUCUUCUGUACUUCAAGGACAUUUCCAUUUUUUCCAAGUACUGGGGGCAAAUUGGUAGGUAUUAUAGUAUACAUCCAUAUCACGUCUAUGCUUUGUUUUCUGCAUUUAAACUUCUGUACUUGGUCUUGAAUGCCAAAACCAACUGAAGCCACAUCUGCCACUGCGAGUUGUUUUUUCUUACUUUGUGGAAAGUAGGAGCUGGUGGACACACUUCUGCACUGCUCCUUUUCUAAUAAAAGUGAUUAUGACAAAAUG
Molecule: messenger RNA, 1093 nt
Organism: Strigops habroptila (Kakapo)
Lineage: Eukaryota; Metazoa; Chordata; Aves; Psittaciformes; Psittacidae
Gene: C2H3orf85
Product: chromosome 2 C3orf85 homolog
Exons: 4
Coding region: 34-396 (120 amino acids)
Source: RefSeq, a predicted model, not a curated record